Messenger RNA from Colossoma macropomum (tambaqui), 3318 nucleotides. RefSeq names its product synaptotagmin XIa (gene syt11a). Gene Ontology annotation, cellular component: membrane; axon; synapse. Gene Ontology annotation, biological process: calcium-ion regulated exocytosis; regulation of dopamine secretion; regulation of calcium ion-dependent exocytosis. Gene Ontology annotation, molecular function: SNARE binding; calcium-dependent phospholipid binding; phosphatidylserine binding. The record is from RefSeq and is a predicted model, not a curated record. The transcript has 4 exons. NCBI's taxonomy places the organism in Eukaryota, Metazoa, Chordata, Actinopteri, Characiformes, Serrasalmidae. The coding region runs from base 181 to 1527 and encodes 448 amino acids.
AGGAGGAGGAGGCGCGUCUGCGAGGCUGAGCUGAACGCACUGAGACCAGAGAAACAUGAGGGCGUCAUUUAUGGGGAUCAAAUAAACAUUUUGUAUAUUUCAUUUUGUACUUUUAAUUUGGAUUUUUUUCAUUUAUUUAUUCUGCUCUUCUGAACGCAACCCGUUGACCGGACUCUCAACAUGGCUGAGAUGACCAGUCUGAGACCCAGCUACGAGGUGUCCCCAGUCUUGGCGGGAUUUCUUGGCGCGGGUGUCUUGGUCAUCACGGUGACAGUGGCCAUUUUCCUGUGGACGUGCUGCCAACGCCACUAUCGCCGAAUGUCCGGCUCGUUCAAGCUGACCAGCGGUCCUUACGACCCGCCCGUCGACCCACCCUACAAGUUCAUCCACAUGCUGAAGGGCAUCAGCAUCUACCCGGAGACGCUCAGCAACAGCAAGAAGAUCAUAAAGGCAGGCCGGUGGCGCUCAGGUCUGGGGCACCUGUCACGGCAACGGGAUCACGGUGGGACGCUGCUGGUGGACGCCGACCCGGAAUGCGCAGCGCAGCUGCAGAUGAACCACCUGGUGCCCCCCGCUGGUCCUCCGCGCCUGGAGAGGGCGCUGCCCAUCCGAGCUGACUACUGCUGUUUAGAGAGCAGCUCGGCCAGCAGCAGCAGCGACUCAGCCAGCAAAACCCCCACGCCGUUCAGCCUCAGCUCACCUUCUCUGGGCAACCUCAGCCUUGCCAUCGAUUAUAACUUCCCCAAGAAGGCCCUGGUGGUCACCAUCUUAGGCGCCCACGGUCUACCAGCCAUAGACGAGCAAACAGGAAGCUCCGACCCCUACGUGAAGAUGACCAUCCUGCCGGAGAAGAAACACAGAGUGAAGACCCGAGUGAUGAGGAAGACUCUGGAGCCGGCCUUCGACGAGACCUUCACCUUCUACGGCGUUUCCUACAGCUCUCUGGCCGAGCUGACGCUCCACUUCCUGGUGCUGAGCUUUGACCGGUUUGCGCGAGACGAUGUGAUCGGCGAGGCAGUCGUGCCGUUGGUGGGAGUGGACCCCAGCACAGGAAAAGUGCACAUCACUCAGAACAUCACCAAGAGGAACAUACAGUGUGGUAGUCGUGGGGAGUUGCUGGUGUCUCUGUCCUAUCAGCCUGCCACUCACAGACUGAACGUUGUGGUGCUGAAAGCCAAACACCUGCCCACUAUGGACAUCACCAGCCUGCCGGGCAACCCGUACGUGAAGGUGAACGUGUUUUACGGCCGAAGGCGCAUCGCUAAGAAGAAGACUCACGUGAAGAAGUGCACGCUGAACCCCGUCUUCAACGAGUCCUUCAUCUACGACGUCCCCGCAGAGCUCAUGCCUGACAUCUCCAUAGAGUUCCUGCUCAUCGACUUCGACCGCACCACCAAGAACGAGGUGGUGGGCCGGCUGGUCCUGGGCGGCCAGAGCCCCACCCCGUCAGGCGUCACGCACUGGAGGGAAGUGUGCGAUAACCCACGGCGGCAGAUCGCCAAGUGGCACAACCUGGCAGAGUACUAACAGAGAACACCAUCACUUUCCUCCUUCUUUUGAUCUGCUAGAGCAGAGGACCUCAACUCUGGUCCUGAGUAUCUGCACAUUUUAGUGUUUUUCCCGCUCUAACAGACCUGAUCUGACUCAUGAAAGGCCUGUUAAAGGGAUAGUUUGGCCAAAAGUCAAUGUAGUUGAUCAGCCAAGACAUUUUUCGUGUCUGAAGUUUGCUUCUUUAUUUUUGCCCUGGAGUUACAAGGCUAAUGUAGCCAAAAAGUCGUGGAAGCUCAUACCCCACCAAUUAGCAUCAAACUGCAGAGCUAAAUCAUCCCACACUCGUCCCAAACUGUGUUAAGUGUGUUAUGUGUUAAGUAAUCUAUAAUAGACUUUCUUAAGUGCUUUCCAACACUAACACGGAUACACUGAUCAUGAAUUUUUUUAAAACCCAAAACUAACACUCUGUGGGCUAAAUGAAUGUAUGAAACACACUAGCAAAUUUCCAGCACUUUCUAUUAGCCCAAGUUACAAUAUUUUACUCUUUAAUGAGCCAAACUAGAAUUUGCAGUUUCUUUUUAAAGCUACACUAUGUCCGUUUUUGGGGAUUUGGAGACCUCUCUGGUAGAAAUGUGCAAUUACAUGGAAAAAUGCGGUUUGUGCUCUGGACCCUUCCCCAGAGUGGAUGAGUCUGAUUUUUGUGAGUGCGUUGAAAGACCAUUCAAAGAGAACUACUCUGUCAAAACUUGUCAAAGAACGUAUCUCGGAUUUUCAAAUUUAGCUUGUUUUUUCUCCUGACUCAGUAAUGCUACUUCUUUACAUUUUAACAAUGACGAUUCAGGCACGCAGUUAGCACCAUGCUAAUCGGUUUGCUACAAGCUUUCAUUACUUGUUAGCUACAUUAGCCUCAUAGCUCCAGUGCAAAACUAAAGCCAAACGUCAAUUCUGGGCUGAUUUGCUACAUUUAGGAUACGAGCAAAACUGUGUAUGUUUGGUUUUUGGCCUAACUAUCACUUUAAUGAGCUGUUGGCCUAACUAUCACUUUAAUGAGCAGUUGGAGCAGGUAGGAAAAACACAAAAAUAUGUAGGACAGUGGUGCUCCGGAGAUAAAAACCCAGAUUACAAACCCCCCUCAUCGCCUCAUAGCCCGACAUCAGCAGGUGUGUACAUAUACUGCACAGGACCAUCUGCACUCAGUCAACGGCUGCUAUGGAGCGGCCAAUCAGAAAGGACUUUGGUGAAUCGUUUGCAGAAAAAGAAGAAAAUACUGACUGAUCGCAAAAUAUUUAUGUGAGUAAAUCAUAUCAAUAAGAGACUGUGUGCGGUUCUGGUUUUAACCAGUUACUAAGAAGAGGGAGCUGAUGUUAUGUAAAGAAGCUGCACCUAUACUGAUUCAGAGUUCAGUCCUCUUACCACCCUGAAAUAAAGCAACGCGCUGAACUUACAUCAUUCAUACGUGUACAUAUUUCCACAUGGAUAUAACAUCCUUGAAACGUAUGGAAUCACUCGUCAUAUUAAUAACUGUUGUUCAGUUAUAACCUCUACACUGCAAAAACAUGAACUGAUGCUUUAUUCACAGUUUAAAGUGGGAACAUCAGGAAGCCACGACAUGGUAAAGAAAAAUAGCAGAUGUUUUUAUAUAACGGACUGUAAUUAUCUAUUUGAUGUGGAGAACCAAUCUGGAUAUUAAUUAUUUCGUAAAUUUAUCUGAUGUUAUAAAGCUCAGUUAUUAUCGACUCUUCUACAGCCCCAUUCAUCAUUAACACCAUUAUCUUUAUACGUAUAUUUACAUAUCGCUGUUGUCGGAACAAAACCUUGUAUCUCCAA